UCCACGACAAAUCUACUUACCUUUUUAAGCUGUUAACAUCAAUUAAGCACUCGGUCUGACAACAACAUUGACAAUGAUGUUUGCAAUACCGUUUGCAGUAGGCCUAUGUGUUCUGGCUUUGCUGGGCACAGUUACCAGCAGUCCCUGCAGUCUUAUGAGUUCCAAUGGGUCUCCAGUGAACUCUGCACAGUUCCAUUGCAUGGAUGGGAGCACGUGGAUGUUAUCCGUUUAUGGGAACGACUGGGACUGCACAUAUCAAAGGUUCAUCAUAUACCCUUCUUCUGGCCAUACAAGGUCAAAGGAGUCCAAGAUGAGGUGUGACACGGCUUACCAGUUUAUCCAGUCCCUCGUGUCAACUGUGAACAUUCCAAUGAAUCCGGACCAAUUUCUACCUAUGGUUGACUUUGACAACAUGCAACCCGCAACGUAAAGAUUAUUAUAAAAAAGUUGUUAAAGCUGAAAUGUUACAAUAAUACAAUUUCUUGUA
Messenger RNA from Macrosteles quadrilineatus (aster leafhopper), 487 nucleotides. RefSeq lists its product as uncharacterized. The coding region runs from base 74 to 430 and encodes 118 amino acids. NCBI's taxonomy places the organism in Eukaryota, Metazoa, Arthropoda, Insecta, Hemiptera, Cicadellidae. The record is from RefSeq and is a predicted model, not a curated record. The transcript has 2 exons.